This is a messenger RNA of Rattus norvegicus (Norway rat), 9396 nucleotides long. It is a transcript of the gene Dand5, whose product is annotated as DAN domain BMP antagonist family member 5. Lineage: Eukaryota; Metazoa; Chordata; Mammalia; Rodentia; Muridae. The record is from RefSeq and is a predicted model, not a curated record.
GAGGGAGAGAAGGGUGGGAGGGAGGGAGGGAGAGGAUCUGUAUAUGUGGACACUAGUGACACCAGUGUUAUCUGUCAUUGCCUAGUGCAGCCCCUAAUAAUGCAUCCUAGACAGUAGCUAGAACCAGUCUAACGUACAUUGAUGGGUCGUUGGCAGACGCAGCAGCAUCCAGAGUAUUAACAGUAGGGCUUACUUGUGUCAGAGUUUUGAUUUCUUGAUUUGGGGAGUGGGCUUGUGUGCACAGGGUCAGAAGAGGGUGUCAGAUUCCCUGGGACUGCUGUGAGCCAUCGUGUGGGUGCUGGGAAGAGAACUCCAUUCCUCUGGAAGAGCAGCCAGUGCUCCUAACCGUCUAUACGUCUAUACGGCCCCAAUCCGUUAGUGCUACAUUUAAAAAGAAGCUUAUUGGUGCACACCUUUAAUCCCAGCACUAGGGAGGCAGAGGCAAGCAGAUCUAUUUUUAAGUUUGAAGCCAGCCAAAGCUAUGUAGUGAAAGCCUGUGUCAUCAAAACAACAACAAAAAUAGGGUUUCAUGUAGCCCAUGCUGACCAAGAAAGCCAAAAUUGACCUUGAAUGUCUGGUCCUUCUGCCUCCAACUCCCAAAUGCUCUGAUUUUUUUUUUUUUUGGUUCUUUUUUUUUUCGGAGCUGGGGACCGAACCCAGGGCCUUGCACUUCCUAGGCAAGCACUCUACCACUGAGCUAAAUCCCCAACCCCUGAUUUUUGCCCCCAAACUCAGUUCUCCUGUUUUCUUUAUUUCUGGGUCAGGAUGGAAGGCAGGGCCUUAAACAUGCUAGGUACAUAUUCUACCACUGGGGGGCUGGAGAGAUGGCUCAGUGGUUAAGAGCACUGUCUGCUCUUCCAGAGGUCCUGAGUUCAAAUCCCAGCAACCAUAUGGUGGUUCACAACCAUCUAUAAUGAGAUCCGAUGCCCUAUUCUGGUGUGUCUGAAGACAGCUACAGUGUACUUAUAUAUAAUAAAUAAAUAAAUAAAUUAAAAAAAUUCUACCACUGAUCUAGACUGUCAAACCUUCUCUCUCUCUCUCUCUCUCUCUCUCUCUCUCUCUCUCUGUAUUGAUUGGAUUUGUCUGUAUGCAUAUAUGUUCAUACCUGAGCAUAAGGAGCUCAGAGGUCAACUUUGGGUGUCAUUCCUCAGGCACCAUCCACAUCAUUUUUUGGAGAUGGGGGUCUUUAAUUGACCUGGAGCUCAUUAAGUCAGCUCGGCUGGCAGGUGAGCCCCAGGAGCCUUCUGUCUCAGCCUCCCCAGUUUUAGGGUUACAAGCAUGAACUCUGUAAUAGAAGCCAAGUGCCCUUAACCUCUAAGUCAGCUCUCCAGUCUUUUGUUUAUGUAUGUGCAGUUGUUUGUGGGGUUAUAUGUGUUCAUGUAUGUGGAGACCAUGCAUCAGUCUUUUUGUGUAAGUGUCCCUAUGGGCCAGAUCUUUUAAAAUAACAACAACAAUAAUAAGUAUAAUAAUAAUAAUGACAUUAGUAUUAUUAGUAUUAUUUUAUUAUUUCAGGGUGUUUUGAGACAGGUUUCUCUGUGUAGCCCUAGCUGUCCUAGAACUCAUUAUGUAGACAAAGCUGGCCUUGAACUUUGAGAUCUACCUGUGUUUCCAGAGGCUUGGGACUAAAGGCAUUCACUACUACUGCCUGGCUUAGAUUAUUAUUUUUUUAGACUUACUUUAUAUGUACAAGUGCUUUGCCUGUAUGUGUGUAUAUAUGGUAUAUAUGUGGCCCAUGUUUGUGCCUGAGAAGGCUGUGGGACACCUUGGGUGGAGCUAGGGAUGGUUCAGAGCCACCAUGUGGGUGCUGGAGACUGAACCCUGGUUCUCUGCAAGACCAGCCAGUGCUCUUCUGUGUCAUAGCUCUAGCUCCCUUCGUCUUAUUUUGUUUGUGUUUUGGGGGUAGGGGUGUCUCUCUGUAGUUUGGGUGUCCUGGAACUGGAUAUGUAGCCCAGGCUGCCUGCCUCUGUCCCGAGCACUGGAAUUUAAGGCACGCACUACUACACUGUCUUCCCCCAUCUUAGCUCUGAGUGGGUGUCUCGCCAAACCCAGAGCUCCCAGAUUUGUCUACACUGGCGGGCAGGAACUCCAGACUCAUAACACAAGUGCUUUACUGACUGAGUUACCUCCUCAGCCUUCGUUCGUGUGUGUGUGUGUGUGUGUGUGUCUGUGUCUGUGUGUCUGUGCCUGUAUGUGUGUGUGUCUGUGUGUGUGUGCCUGUGUGUGUCUGUGCCUGUAUGUGUGUGUGUCUGUGUGUGUGUGUGUCUGUGUGUGUGUCUGUGUGUGUCUCUGCCUGUGUGUGCCUGUGUGCGUGUGCCUGUGUGUGUGUGUCUGUGUGUGUGUGUGUGUCUGUGUGUGUGUCUGUGUGUCUGUGCCUGUAUGUGUGUGUGUGUCUGUGUGUGUGUGCCUGUGUGUGUGUCUGUGCCUGUAUGUGUGUGUUUGUGUCUGUGUGUGUCUCUGCCUGUGUGUAUGUGUCUGUGUGUGUGUCAGUGCCUGUAUAUGUGUGUGUGCCUGUGUGUGUGUCUGUGCCUGUAUGUGUGUGUGUGUAUGUGUGUCUGUGUCUGUAUGUGUGUGUGCCUGUGUGUGUGUCUGUGUCUGUAUGUGUGUCUGUAUGUGUGUCUGUGUGUCUGUGUGUGUGUGUGCCUGUGUGUGUGUCUGUAUGUGUGUGUGUCUGUGUGUGUGUCUGUGUGUGUGUGUCUGUGCCUGUAUGUGUGUGUGUGUCUGUGCCUGUAUGUGUGUGUGUGUCUGUGCCUGUGUGUGUGUGUCUGUGUGUGUGUCUGUGCCUGUGUGUGUGUCUGUGUGUGUGUGUGUGUGUGUCUGUGUGUGGGUAGACACAAUCUUGAGAAUUGUAGCACAUGCUAACUUGUAGUCUUCCUGCCUCAACUGCUAGAAUGUUUCAAUUACAGUCCUGCACCACAGUAUCUAGUAAAAAAAAUCUUUUUUCCUUCCUUCCUUUCUCUCUCUCUCUCUCUCUCUCUCUCUCUCUCUCUCUUUCUUUCUUUCUUUCUUUCUUUUUUUAUUUCUUUCUAUCUUUUUGGGGACCAGGAGCAGAAUCUUACUAUGUAGCUCUGGCUGCCAUAGAACUGGAUAUAUAGACCAGGUUUGCCUCAAACCCACAGAGAUCCAUCAGCCGGUGCCUCUGAGCGCUGGGAUUAAAGGUGUCUGCAGCCAUGCUCAGCAAAUACAUGAUUUUUAAAUGGAAAAGAAAAAGUUUCCUUUGAAUUCUUUCUGCAGUCAUAUGCCAGGAAAUAAACUAAUAGUAAUUCUGCCAGGGUGACACAGGACAAAAAUAAAGAUGGGCUGCAGACAUAGCUCACUGGUUAAGAAUAUGUGGUGUUCUUCCGAGUUCAGUCCCCAGCACCCAUGCAGAAAGUCUUAUUACCACAUGUAACUUCAGCUCUGGGGGCACAAUGACCUUUUCUGACCUUCUGAGGGUACCUGCAUACAUGUGGUGGAAACAUGCAAAUUAAUAAAAUAAAUCCUUAAGGAUUGUUUUACAACUUGAAUCUCAGGCUUUCAUUGUUGUCGGAGGCCUGUACCUGAGCAGUACCUGGGCAUAUUCAGGGAUGUUUAUGUUAAAUGUCAGCUGUAUACCACAGAACCCUGAGAACUUCAAAUGCAUGUCUAUAAACCUGCUCUUCUAUAAGAUUCAAAUAUUUUUUAUUUUAUUCUUUUUUUUUUUGUUUUGUUUUUGAGACAAGGAAGCCCUGGCUUCCCUGGAACCAGACUGGCCUCGAACUCAAGAGAUCUGCCUGCCUCUGCCUCUCAAUUACUGCUCAGCUUGUAAAAGUCAAAUAUAAGAGCUAUGCCUAUGAAUGUAGGUUGAUUAUCGCAUUUUUGUCUUAACAUCCUGUAAAAUGUGAGUGUACACUUUUUAAAAAGAGCUGUGGCCAUUUUGAAAUAGCUUGACCUUUGACACCAGCAAUGGGGAAACGAUGAAGUCACCACCUGAGCCAGAAUAAAACUGAGUGUACGGGGUUGGGGAUUUAGCUCAGUGGUAGAGCACUUGCCUAGCAAGCACAAGGCCCUGGGUUCGGUCCCCAGCUCCGAAAAAUAGAAAAAAAAAUAACUGAAUGUACUUCAUGUCUCUGUGUGUUUGCUCUUCUGGUGCAUCGUCCUGAUCAGGAGUAAAUUUUCUUUUGUCCAGACACUUCAAAAGAAAAAAAAAAGGGUUUGACCUUGGAGGAACGAAUUAGAGGUGGUUGUACAUACCUGUAACCUCAGGACUAGGGAGUCAGAGGUCUUGAGGCUAACCUGGUCCAUACAGUGAGUUCUGUGCCAGACAGAGCUACAAAGUUAGACCACCUCAAAAUGAAUAAAUCAAUUAAAAUUAAAAUGGAAAAUAUGCAUUGUAUGAAGUAAAAAUGCCUGUCUUUUUUGUUUUUUGGGUUUUUUUUAAAAGAUUAAUUCAUUUAUUAUAUAUAAGUACACUGUAGCUGUCUUCAGACACACCAGAAGAGGGCACCAGAUUUCUUUACAGAUGGUUGUGAGCCACCAUGUGGUUGCUAGGAAUUGAACUCAGGAACUCUGGAAGAGCAGUCGGGACUCUUAACCACUGAGCCAUCUCUCCAGCCCCUGUUUUGUUUUGUUUUGUUUUGUUUUGUUUUGUUUUGUUUUGUUUUGUUUUGUUUUGUUUUUGAGGGAGGGUUUAUCUGUGUAACAGCCCUGACUGUCCUGGGAUUCCCUCUGUAGAACAGGCUGGCAUCUAACUCACAGAGAUCCACCCUGCCUCUGCUUCCUAAGUGCUGGGCUAAAGGGGUGUGCCACCACCACCUUAAAAAUAUUUACUUCUUGUGUGUGUCCACAAACAUGCAUGUGUACAUGUUCCAACCAAAGAGAACGUGGCAAUUCUGUCCCUCUUCUCACGGUGUGUGAACUGGGCACUGACCUCAGGUUGUCAGGCUUAAUGGCAUCUCUGAUCCCCCUGAGCCAUCAAUGGGGCAUUCCCCAGGGUGACAGUGUGUUAGGGUUGUUUCCACCCUUUUGUCUUCACUUAGUUGAGUGCCCGCUCACAGGAAAAUCAAGGGGUGGGACCAGCCAAGCCCGACGACUGGAGUUUGAUCUGCAGAAUCCACAUGGCGGCGGAAGGAGAGAACGGACUCCCUCAAGCUGACCUCUGAGGAUCCAUAACUCUCGUUCCAGGGAAUCACAUGACUCUGCCUCCUGGAGAUCCAGGCACACACAUGGUGCACACCAUAAGGCAGAGGAAAACACCCACACAUACAGUGAUAUGUGUGUGCAUUACCACACACACCUGGAAGUCAGAGGACUGCUUUGUGGUCGGUACAGUCCUUGUGUUUUCACAAAGGUUCCAAGGAUGUAACAGGUUUCCAGGGUUACAUGGCAAGGACAGCAUCCAUUGAGACAUCUCCUUGGCCUGAGAUUACUAGUAUUUGUUCUUUUUUUUUUUAAGAUUUAUUCAUUUAUUAUAUAUAAGUACGCUGUAGCUGUCUUCAGAUACACCAGAAGAGGGCAUCAGAUCUCAUUACAGAUGGUCGUGAGCCACCAUGUGGGUGCUGGGAAUUGAACUCAGGACCUCUGGAAGAGUAGUCGGGUGCUCUUAACCGAUGAGCCAUCUCUCCAGCCCUGUAGCAAGAGUUCUUAAUUGGCCAGACAUUGCUAGUACCCUCAGUCUUACUCCCGUCCUCUUGUACCUCUCUGAAGGGGAUGGGUUCCCGGUGCUUUGUGGAUUCCAAAGCCCUAGGUCAGUGAUUCUCAACCAUCCCAAUUCCGCGACCCUUUAGACACUUAAUACAUUGCUGCAUGUUGUCUCACCACCCCCAACCAUGAAGUUAUUUCGCUGCUGUUUCAUACUUCAUAAAUUCGCUAAUUAUGAAUUGUAAUGUAAAUAUUUGCUCUUCAGGAUGCCUGGUAUGUGAUUCCCUGAAGGGAUUGUGACACACAGGUUGAAAACAGCUGCCCUGGGUGCACAAGCCACUUCCAUAAAGUGGCUUAGUGUAGUCGGGAGUAGAAGUGCCCACCUUUCAUCCUAGUACUCAGGAGGCAGAAGUAGGAGGAUCUCUGUGGGUUCAAAGUCAGCUGGUCUACAUAGUGAGUUCCAGGACAGCCAGGGCUACAUAAAGAGGCCCUGUCUCAAAAAAAACUAAAAACUAAAAAAACAAACAAGCAAACAAACAAAAAAACAAAAAAAGAAACAAAACUGUAGAAGGCAGAAAACCUAAUGUACCUGGUGUUGUGUUUAAACACUUGUAUUUGAUAGCCUUACCUGAUUACAAAGUCCUCAGACUGGGGUGGCUUGAAUCCUUGAAAUCACUUAUCUGUGGGUACAGAAGGCCAGCUGGGUAGCCGCAAGGUAUUGCGGAACUCUGCCUGAGAAGCUUGGAAACUUUGGUGAAACUCUGGCUAGAGUGAGAAAAGAGGGUGGGGAAGUGGGGGAGAGAAUGGGUAGGCGAGGUUGAAAAGAUCAUGGAGGUCCCCGUACAGGAUUGGGUGGGACUUGGAAAGGUCUUUAGACUGCUCCAGAAGGGAGAUGGGAACCUUGGAGGGGAGUAAGCAAAGGGCCUUGACCUGACAGAAGUGCUGUAGUGAGGAGCAAAGGAGAAAAUGGGAGGUGAGGUGAGUGCGCUCAUCCAGAAAGAAGAAGUGAGGUGGGAGUGAGAAGUGGGGUUUCUGGCAGAGAAAGGGUCAAGGCCACUGCAAUGUUUGGGGUAAGCAGCAGCUUUUGGUAGGUUGCCUGGAGGACAUCAGAAAGGAUGAUUGGGGAGCAGCAGAGAAAGCUGGUGUCCAGGGUGCAGCGGCCACGCAGUCCCGGGAGCGGCCGCCAGAUGGCGAGCGCGCCGCGGGAAAGACACAGGUCGUAGCUUCUCACGCUCCUGCCGCUGGGCCUUGCUCCUCACCUGGGUGUGAGAUGCACCGACAAGGGCUGGAUCAGACCCCCCAGGCGCCUCGAGGGCCCAAAGCCUGGGAUGCAAUCUCAAGUCCUUUGUGUACUUCCCACCGCUCUGUUCCCAUCGCCUGUAUCAGCAUCUCAGGUCUUUGUAAAAGUGUCACCUUCUGGGGGGGAGAGGGGUCUUCCCUGACUGCCCAGGUAUCAGAAACCCAUACCUUGACCUUCUAAAAUUUAUUUCAUUUUACUAUUUUUUUCCUUUGAAACAAGAUCACUCUUUAGCCAGGCUGCCUUUAAACUCCUGAUCCUCCUGCCUCAGCUUGUUAUGUGUUGGGAUGACAGAUCUGGGAGUUGUGGCCCACACCUGUAAUCUCUGAUCUCAGGAGACAGAGGUGGACGAAGCUCAAGAUAACGGUCUGUCUGAGCUACAUAAGCAGGAGGUCUUGUCUCGGCCCCACCCAGUAAGACAGUAGGAGUCCAGUUAAUUCACUAUUUUUUGGGUACAGGGCUCCUGCUUAUAAUUCAUAGAAGCUCCCUCCUCAGAAAAAUGUAUGGGUUCACGAGACAUGUGCAUCGGCAUGUGUUUUCAGGUCUCUCUGAGUCCCCAGUACAACCUCUGAGGUUGUAUCCCAUGCUGUUGCUAGCAUCCUAUUACAGAAGAGGAGGAUGAAGCCCAGGGUGGUUAAUGGGCCUUUCAUGAAGGUGCACAGCCAAGAAACUGCAGGGCAGCACCGAAGGGUGCAAUGUCACUAAGUGGAUGAAUGGGGUUCGAGGAUUCAAAGGACCCUUAGCUGCUGUCCUGGACCUGACUUCCUUGACUCUCAUGGUCCCCACGGAGCAGGCUCAGCGCCCCCAACCCCGACCCCCUCCUAGGGACUCUCAGCAGGCUGGGAGGAGCUGUGGGAUGGCCAGGUCAGCUUCCCUCCCUUCCCUGCUGAGAGCUCCCAGAAACACCUCUCAGGCUCCUCAGGAGGGGACAGAGGUAAAAAGCAGGUCUGGGAGAGCCCAGACUUCACACACUAGACAGCAGGGUCCACUGCGCAGGACCCUGAGCCCAUUCCAAGACAGAAAGGACAGACAGACGACUGCACGGCCAAGUGAUGCUCCGUGGCCAAUUAACCACGCUGCUGGGUCUGCUCAGUGGGGCCUGGCUGCCCACAGGCUCAGGGAUACCUAGGGCCCCAGCUACCCCUGCUCAGUCCUGGGCCGCUACCAAUCAGAGCCGGACUCUGGAUCCCCUGGUGCCCAUCUCUGCCCUAGGUAGCUGGAAGGCCUUCCUGGGCCUGCAAAACAAACAGCAGGGGACAGGUGAGCCGCAGGGAGGGCAGAGUGUGGCUGCUGGUGUGCCUUUGCCCUUGGCGCCACAGGAACUGCUUCAGGAGACUUGUAAGGCUCUGCCCUUUGUUCAGGUGAUCUCCAGGCCUGGUUGCACGAGUGCCCGGGUCCUUAACCAUCUCUGUUUUGGCCACUGUUCCUCCUUCUACAUUCCCAGCUCAGAUCCCAGUCCUGUAGUCCUCUGCAACAGCUGUGUGCCAUCUCGAAGGCGCUGGACAUCGGUGGCACUGUGGUGUGGAGCUGGCCAAUCAGCCUCCCCUCGGCGGGUGAGGAUUUCCACUGUAUUGGUCCAGAAGUGUCAGUGCCACCCGAGGCUGUGAGCUGAGCAUCCUAGAGGAAUGUGCAGGACACAAACCUUGGAAAGAAGCAGGAGACUCAGUAGAAAGACGUGACCUGAGUGACGAAUAUCAGGUCGAGAGAGCAGGGCUGGAAGGUCCAGAAGGUCCCAGAAUGCUAGACAUGGUCCCCUAGUCAUGGGUUUAGACCACUAAUAGUCAUAGAAUGUGGGGCUGGAGUGUAACUCAGCGGGAGAGGGCUUGCCUACCAUGCAUGAAGCCCUGGGUUCUAUUCUUAUAUGAUAUGUGGAGAAAAAAAGGUGAAAAUGAACUGUAGUGUCUGAUUAGCCCUGUGUAGGAGGGAGCGUUCAUGCCACAAUCACUAACUCAUGUCAUCCUCAGGAAUCAAACCUCAGCAGUCUCACAAGGUAGAAUUUCACCACGAGUCAUUUUACAGAUGAGGAAACCGAAGCUGUUGAAGCACUGUCACUUUUCGGGAGAGGGGAAUAAAGGAAGGGCUUGAGACACAGCCCUGACGCACGCACGCGCAGCACACCUCCCUGCUGAGCUCCUCCUCCCUCAGCCCGGGGUUCCACUCUCAGCCACUAGGUGGCACCGCGUCUCAGUGUCCAAGACAGACACUCCCAACUGCUACGACGACAGCACCACCCAAACCCGGACACUCAGCAAAGAUGACCCUGUUCUAGGGACACCAGAACAGCAGCAGCAGCAGCAGCAACAACAACAAAAAACUGUGGCAGGCAAGCGGGAAGCAGCUGCUGGGAAAACCUGGCCCCAACCAGAGGCGACCCCGCGUGUGCGCAGCUGCCUCUCAUUGACAGACAGUAGCUGGGGUUUCCCUUAUUGCCCCACCCCAGUCCCCGCAGCAGCCUCAUGCCCAGCCUGGCAUUCCAUGGGAACCAUAAAGGUUGGCCAAGUCCA